AUGGAAAGCGAAGGUCGAGUGCUGCGGCCGCGGGCGAGAAAGCCCUUUGAGCUCCCCUCGGCUGAUUCCACGGCUCCCCCGACCCCGACGCCAGAAGACGCCAACAAGGAGAUAUUUCCGGGAAAUAGUAAUGGCAACAACAACGGUAACGGCAGCUUGACUGCUGCGAUGGACAAGGAGGGAUUAGCGCCGUCCAGCCGAACAAAAUCAGAUAUCAACUUGACCUCCUCUACACUGCUGGGAAUCUACUCGCCUACUGCGUUCGACGGCGGCCGAGAAGAUAGAGACAUCCCCGGGACAACUCCGUGGGGAACUGGUGCGCAGACGCCUAAUCUACGAGGGUCAGGCAUAUUUGAGAACGGCAAUGGUGGAAAGGCAAGUGGAAACGGUGCUGUGAACGGGUUUUCCGAAGAGCAGAGGAAGAAGAAACUUCACAAGCAGGAGCAAGACCGACAACGGCAGAAUGAAGUGCGUCGUAGGCAGCGCGGGCUUGUCCGUGGUUAUUUGCUGCCUGCCUUGCAACAGAGCGGACUGCUCUUCCUGUUCGGUGUGACAUUUGGUGUCAUUAUUAUGCAUCUACACGAUAGUCCGCAGAUGGCGGCCCUGUUGCCGCUGCACAUCCCCGUGCGAGUGGAAAUCAUCAACUUUGGCUUAGAGUGGUGGCAUUACCUAGUGUUCUGGGGAGUGGCCGGUGUUGCGCUGGGAAACCUGCUGCCUUGGUUCGAUCUUAUGUGGGAGGACGUUAUGGGAGAGAACCCCGUCAAGGGAAGCAGUGAAGCUGGCUGGAACCCAAUGGUGCGCAGCAUCGGUGCCUUUGUAGGAGUUGCUUUCGCCAUUCGAAAACUACCAUGGCAGUCAUCGACUCAGGUCUGUUUGACACUUGCGCUUGUGAACCCGUUCCUCUGGUACCUUAUCGACCGCUCCAAGUCUGGCUUCGUACUCUCUACGGCAAUCGGACUGAUAGGCAUGAUGGCCCUACUGGAGAUGAACCCCGACAUAAUCUUUUCCCCCAGCAACGCCACCGAUGCCGUAGAUGAGACUGUAUUCGGAAUAGCUGGCCUGACUCUCUCACAGGGCCAGCUCGCAGUCGGAACAUGGAUUGCCAGCGUCCUCUUCUGCAGCUGUGUUUGCUUCGGCAACAUUGGGCGCAAACUCGCAUAGUGAGAGACAAUGAUUGUCUCGCUUUACUUCUGUUUCGAACACAGCAACAACGAAACGACCUUCUGGCUUUUUCAAGGGAAAUAAAGGAAGCGCAUGACGUUAAUGGAUACCCUCUUGUUUAGCAAUGAUUUUCUUCUCUCUCUCUCGCUUUUUUUUUCUACUCAGGACGUGGCUUGUAUGGAAACGGAAAUGAAGUGGUGAAACGGCCGGUUAAUUGUAUAAACAAGGUAGAAUCGAUAUGUAAUUCUGUAAUAAAUAACCCCCGAAAUCUCCUCACUCUCAAUUAUGUCAAAUAACUUCCUCGUAAAAGGGCCGAAACUGUAGGUUCAAUCAUUGCAAUCCCAUCCAUGAAACGGAUGGCACUGCACCCAAGACCGAAUCUUGCUUCCUUCUCCAUUCCCAAGAAACAUAGGUCAUGUAACUUGAACGUCCUGGCAUCAUGAAUCCCCGAAAGAACUUUUGCAGAACAUUUUGAUGGAAUGUGAUUUAUUUGCGUUGUUCAUGGAGAGAAAAAGAAGAGAAGAAAAGAAGAAGAAAAAGUUGAAGUCGAGAUUUUAUGCGUAAAUUUUGGUCACGUGGGUGAUAUUUGUUUAGUGUGGGAGGUGGAUGGAAGAUAGCGGAGCAGAAGUCCAUUAUACAUAAUACGUAUUGGUGUACCUACUCGGUAUGUUCGAGGUUGAUGUUGGUGCUAUAUUUAUGAUUAUUUUGUCAGUGCUCAAUUGCAGUCGAUUACUGCAAAUAAGCUGUAGCUACUAUUUAACUAAAGCUGUGGGCGUUGAAGUAGUUAGAUCUGAUACUCGGUUGCCUGUAUCUUCAUCAAUUGAUACACUAAGUAAUUAACUAGUGAGUGCCCACAGACUAUUUAGAUAUUUAUUCGAGUGCAAUAGGCCAAUUUAAGAAUAUUAAGGGCAGAAUAUCAGAUAUCACUCUGCUACCUCUCUGCUUCGUGGUAAUCAACUAGUUAUCAACACUCAUCGAGACGAGUCAGCCCAGCUUUCCUCUUGCUUCAGCCUCACC
Trichophyton rubrum CBS 118892 is the source of this 2178-nucleotide messenger RNA. RefSeq lists its product as uncharacterized. The coding region runs from base 1 to 1161 and encodes 386 amino acids. The record is from RefSeq and is a predicted model, not a curated record. Gene Ontology annotation, biological process: sterol biosynthetic process. Gene Ontology annotation, cellular component: endoplasmic reticulum. The transcript is spliced from 2 exons. NCBI's taxonomy places the organism in Eukaryota, Fungi, Ascomycota, Eurotiomycetes, Onygenales, Arthrodermataceae.